AAAGUUACUGUUUUUCUAUAGGUUCGUGGUGAUCUAAGCACAUUCUGUUGGGUACAAAACAAUCGAUGCGUCGAAUAUCGACAUGAAGAUUUAGUACAUGUGGUUUAUUCAUCACUCAAUUUCAAAGAUGUAAUGAUUGCAACUGGCAAAUUGGUAUUUAAUCAAACGAUUUCACAAUAUCGGUUGUUUCAAGACAUGCCCUUAGGACUGGAAUACGUAGGAUUCGAUGCCAACGGGCAACGAGUAAUGGGACUUCGUGACACUGAUUGUAUAGCAAAUGUUGUUGUAAAAGAUAAAGACUUCUUUUGGAAAAUACCCGAUACUUGGACAUUCGAAGAGGCAGCGACGAUCCCAUGUGCUUACAGCACAGUUUAUUUAGCUCUAUACAUUUAUGGGAAAAUGAAGAAAGGCGAUAAAAUACUUAUACAUUCCGGUACUGGCGGUAUCGGACAAGCAGCUAUUCAUCUCGCUCUCAAAGAAGGAUGCGAAGUGUUCACUACAGUGGGCACAAGUGACAAACAAAACUUUAUUAAGCAAACGUUUCCGACUAUUUUGGAUGAACAUAUUGGAAAUUCUCGAGAUACGAGUUUUGAACAAAUGAUAAUGCAGCAAACGAAAGGUCGCGGCGUUGACAUAGUUUUAAAUUCAUUGGCGGAAGAAAAAUUACUCGCGUCUGUUCGUUGUUUGGCACAAAAUGGUCAUUUUUUGGAGAUCGGUAAAUUUGAUCUUGUUUCUAAUAAUCCUUUAGAUAUGUUCGCAUUUCAGAAGGGUAUUACCUUUCAUGGAAUUCAUCUUGAUAAUAUGGUCAUCGGUGAUCACAAGUAUAGGCCUCUAUUGUCAAAAAUGCUAUCCGAUGGUCUUAAUAAUGGAACUGUCAAACCACUUAAAGUGAAAAUUUUUCCAAAAACAGAUAUCGAAGAAGCUUUUAGAUAUAUGGCAAGUGGAAAACAUAUGGGAAAGAUAAUUAUAAGUAUUCAGGAACAAGAUAAACCUUUAAACAAUUACAUUUUCGCAUAUCCUCGCUAUUAUUGUCUCAAAGAUCGGAAGAGCACACGUCUGAACUCCAGUCACUUAGGUACAGUAGAACAUUAUGGUGACACGGCCUGCAUCGUCUUCAGUACUGGUGAUGUAUUAUGGGUACCACCCGCACAAUUUAUCGGACUUUGCGAUUUGGAUCUUCGUCUUUGGCCCUUUGAUACUCAGGUUUGCAAUAUGACAUUUGGUUCUUGGACAUACCAUGGCGAGCUAAUCGAUAUGCGAUUUGCGCUUGAAACCGCACAUAAGGUAUAA
Molecule: messenger RNA, 1290 nt
Organism: Wasmannia auropunctata (little fire ant)
Lineage: Eukaryota; Metazoa; Arthropoda; Insecta; Hymenoptera; Formicidae
Product: fatty acid synthase-like
Exons: 4
Coding region: 133-1290 (385 amino acids)
Biological process (GO): monoatomic ion transport; fatty acid biosynthetic process
Cellular component (GO): membrane
Molecular function (GO): extracellular ligand-gated monoatomic ion channel activity; fatty acid synthase activity; oxidoreductase activity
Source: RefSeq, a predicted model, not a curated record